This is a messenger RNA of Vanessa atalanta (red admiral), 2440 nucleotides long. RefSeq names its product muscle LIM protein 1 (gene Mlp60A). Gene Ontology annotation, biological process: muscle tissue development; sarcomere organization. The record is from RefSeq and is a predicted model, not a curated record. Bases 159 to 1643 code for a protein of 494 amino acids. The transcript has 11 exons. Gene Ontology annotation, molecular function: actinin binding; structural constituent of muscle. NCBI's taxonomy places the organism in Eukaryota, Metazoa, Arthropoda, Insecta, Lepidoptera, Nymphalidae. Gene Ontology annotation, cellular component: cytoplasm; nucleus; Z disc.
GUGUGCAACUCGCGCAUAGACUACGGUGUUCCACUGCCCUCGCGCAUCAUUCGACCUCCGCGAACCGCAGUCUUGGCACCAACGCCCUGAACUGUAUACGCGUCCGGGAGCUCGACUCUCGUAGCGACUCGACGAACAGGAUAAGUUAAGCGAGCACAAUGCCUUUCAAACCCGCAGAUAACCCUAAGUGUCCGAAAUGCGGCAAGUCCGUAUACGCGGCAGAAGAACGUGUCGCCGGCGGACUCAAAUGGCACAAAAUGUGCUUCAAAUGCGGUCUUUGCCAGAAGUUGCUGGACUCCACCAACUGUACAGAACACGAAGGUGAACUUUACUGCAAAGUUUGCCACGCACGCAAAUUUGGACCUAAAGGCUAUGGCUUUGGUGGCGGUGCUGGCUGCCUGUCCAUGGACACCGGAGAUCAUCUUAAAGGAGAGAACGCGGGAGGUCUCCGAACAAAUGGAGCCUGCAUGGAGUCUCGUGUUAUAGCUAAAGCCCCACCAGGUGAAGGUUGCCCGCGCUGUGGCGGCUGUGUAUAUGCUGCGGAACAGAUGCUAGCUCGUGGAAAGGGGUAUCACAAGCGAUGCUUCACAUGCUUAACUUGCAGCAAGGGUCUUGACUCAAUGACCCAUUGUGAUGGACCAGAUAAAGAGAUAUAUUGUCGAGUUUGCUACGCUAAAAAGUUCGGACCUAAAGGAUAUGGUUAUGGAAAAGGAGCUGGAGUUUUGCAAAGCGACCCUUACGCCAACGGUGACCAGGCUCCAAAAACAACGGUGAUUGACACUGCCGCAAUCCAGGCGCCUCCUGGAAAAGGUUGCCCGCGAUGUGGUGGAGCCGUCUAUGCUGCAGAACAAGUUUUGGCUAAAGGUCGUGAGUGGCAUCGCAAGUGUUUCAAAUGCCACGACUGCUCUAAGACUUUGGAUUCUAUCAUCGCAUGUGACGGACCCGAUAACGAUGUUUACUGCAAAACCUGUUACGGAAAGAAAUGGGGUCCGCACGGUUACGGUUUUGCUUGCGGUUCAGGAUUCCUUCAAACUGACGGCUUAAGCGAGGAAGAAAUUUCGGCUAACAGACCGUUUUACAAUCCGGAUACCACUUCCAUUAAGGCACCUAAAGGUCAGGGUUGCCCAAGAUGCGGUGGAAUGGUGUUUGCAGCAGAACAACAAUUGGCUAAGGGAACUAUGUGGCACAAAAAGUGCUUCAAUUGCGCUGAAUGUCAUCGCCCAUUGGACUCUAUGCUGGCUUGCGAUGGCCCUGACAAGGAGAUCCAUUGUCGCUCAUGCUAUGCAAAGCUCUUCGGACCCCGAGGCUUUGGUUACGGUCACGCACCUACACUUGUUUGUACUGAUUCUGAACCAACCGUUACAUACACAGAACAGUUACCCUUCACUGGACAGAAGGCAGCUAAAGGUCAGGGAUGCCCACGUUGUGGAUUCCCUGUAUAUGCUGCAGAAAAAAUGAAUUCUAAGAAUGGCACAUGGCACAGACGAUGCUUCUCAUGUGCUGACUGCCACAGAUCUCUUGAUUCCACUAAUUUGUGUGAUGGGCCCAACGGUGAGAUUUACUGCCGCGGAUGCUACGGCCGAAACUUCGGACCAAAAGGCGUUGGCUUCGGUUUGGGUGCAGGCACAUUGACCAUGGCUUAAUAAUAGUAUGAAGCUGGACUUUAUAAGAUUACAGAAUGCGUGGUAGCAUGAAAGGAAUCUAAUCUAUUGCAUAUCGCUACCUUUUAUUUCCAUCAUACCAUGUAUUAAACUGGUUUUAAUAAUGGUUGAUGUUAUCAAAUAAGACUCAUGUAUGUAAAAGAUUUUACUAUUUGAUAAGACGAAUAUUUUAUGAUAAGAAAAUAUAAAUUAAGGUUACAUUCCUUUCAUAAGUACAAACUGUGAUGAAUGUGUCUGGGCCCUUAGUUUAUAAAUUCGUCAUAAAAUUUCGUAGCGUAAGAUGCAUAGACUUAAUAGUUAUUAAUAAGUAUGUAAGGUUUAUAAAUACUUUAUAAAAAUAAACAAAAAUACAAAAAAAAAAUAUUGAAAGGCUUUUUUAAGUUGGCAUUGUGAAUAUACCUUUUAAAUAUCACUUUUUUUGAUAUAUGAGGUAAACUAUCCUGUAAACGCGGCAAAGAUUACAAUAAUAUGUAAUCGUUUCGACCGACCAGAUCUUACAUACAAGAUCUGAAGGACAUAUAAAUACAUUAAUAUAUUAAUAAAUAUAUAUAUAUAUAUAUAUAUAUCCGUACAUAUUAUAUAUUUUACACCAAAGAAUUUUGUACAUAAUAUUUUUCACUUUAUCAUACAGCAGUGAGCUGUACUAGAUUUAAUACAAAAUGCUUUGAAGCUUUCGCAAUGUAACAUAAUAUAUCAUAAUUAAAUUAAGGCAGCUUAUUGCAUUAUAUUGCAACAACAAUAUUCGUUAUUUAUCAUAUUUAAUAAAUAAAUAAGCACCA